AUGCUGGUCUCCUUGACAGUUGGCAAGGUAGAUGCGGGCGUCGCCGUGCUCCUCACUCAGGAUAAUCGACUCAUUGAAUUCCCCUCUGUCCUCCUUCCAAACAACAUCGCCUCCGGCAGCAUUGUCGACAUUACCGUUGCACGCAACCAUGGCGCCGAAGCCGCCAGCGCAUCAGCUUUCCAAUCGCUCCAGAAACGCAUCUUGAACACCUACGGCGUCAAGACUCCGUCACCGCCAGUGCUGUGUCUGCGAAACGCAACGCAGACCUCGCUCGUCCUCGAAUGGGACCCCAUCGAUCUGGCGACCGCAUCCCUGAAGUCCCUCUCCCUCUACCGCAAUGGCUCCAAGGCCGGCUCGAUCCCGCGCCCCUUGGAGACGCGCAGCACCAAAAUCAGCGGUCUUGCCAUUCACUCCGAGUACACGUUCCACCUCGUCCUGCGCACGACGGCCGGCACCUACCAGUCGGAGAAGCUGACGUGUCGCACACACAAGAUGACCGACUUGUCGGGUAUCACCGUGACGCCGGGAGUCAUCGAUCCGCAACAAAAGGAGGCGCUCGGUGCUGCACUGGACCGCAUCGGCGGCAAGAUGAUUGACUCCGUCCGCAUCGACACCACCCACUUCGUCUGCACAGAAGGCCGCGGUCCGCUGUGGGAGAAGGCCGUGGAAAUGAACAUCCCGGUCGUCGUGCCCGAGUGGGUGGAUGCUUGCGAGUCGGAGGGAACCAUUGUCGGUGUGCGCAACUACUAUCUCAACGCAGACCCUAAGGCCCGCCAGCUCGGCGUCAUCCACGGCUCUUCCCACCAACGUACCACUUCGACCGCGUCUGUAUCCACUGCCGCCCAGCAGGGACGACCCAGCUCCCAGCCUCAACCCGAGGCGGAGCAGGACCAAUCAGCCGCAGAGCCGCCUGUGACUCCAUUCCCCGGGGGCGAGACGAGUAGCCAGCCACAAGCACAGACGCAGGAGAUCGGGUCGCAAGACGAGGACGACGUUCCCCCUCCGCCGCCACCUCCAAAGGACGAAGUCGAUGAAAAGGAAGAGCCUGCGGUCCAGAAUGGAGAGUCAGCAGCAGCCGCUCCAUCAGACGAGAAGACCGAAGCCGAGGCCGAGACUGAAGCUAAAGCUGAAACCGAAGCCGAAGCCGAAGCGGAGAGCGACGAAGAGACAACCAAGGAGAAGACUCUUCCCCAGAACAGACCAGAAGGAGAUGCCGAGCCAACAAAUACCGGCAAGCCGAAUGGCAAAGGGAAAGAGGGCGAGGGCGACUUCAAUGAAGUACCUCUGUGA
Molecule: messenger RNA, 1290 nt
Organism: Penicillium alfredii
Lineage: Eukaryota; Fungi; Ascomycota; Eurotiomycetes; Eurotiales; Aspergillaceae
Product: putative chitin biosynthesis protein (Chs5)
Exons: 2
Coding region: 1-1290 (429 amino acids)
Biological process (GO): conjugation with cellular fusion; Golgi to plasma membrane transport
Cellular component (GO): exomer complex; trans-Golgi network
Molecular function (GO): protein dimerization activity
Source: RefSeq, a predicted model, not a curated record